Seminavis robusta is the source of this 2220-nucleotide messenger RNA. The record is from the annotation of a GenBank genome assembly. NCBI's taxonomy places the organism in Eukaryota, Bacillariophyta, Bacillariophyceae, Naviculales, Naviculaceae.
AUGGCAGAUAUUGCACGAUGUGCAAGUCCCGGUGAGGAAAGUUGGGCGACGUCUCAUAGCGCCGCCACGGGAGACUACAAGAGUUCCUUGUUUUCGCUAUUCUCCUCAGGCAAGCAACCUUCCCAUGAUCAGCAAGACACACCACCGACGGUUCCAUCAUCGCCCACGAAAGAAGGGGGCGUGACAUGGGCAGAUGAAAUGCAGGACAUGGAUUUGGCUAGCGACGACGAAAGCGUGGAAAUGCCAAUGCAAAAGCCACAGCCACAACCAGCGGAAGAGGCGCAAGACUCUAAGAACAGUGGAUUCUUUUCUUCGCUAUUCUCUAGAUCGGGAAGCAAGAAAGACGUCAACACGGACGAGGAGAACCCCGGCCCCCUUGCGGAACGCUCUUCUGACAGCAAAUACGAUGUCGAUGCACUGCGUGUCCCGUCAAUGAUGGACCAAGACACUGAUGACCCAGAGAGUGACGAUGAGGACAUCCUCAAAGACCCUUACGAUGAAAUCAGACCAAUGAAAGAGACGUUCCAAGAAGAGCACGAAGACGACGAGUCGACCAAAUUCGGUUCAUCACGCUGUGCACUUGGGUUUGCUCCCAAAAUCUUAUUCUUGAUUGGAUCAAUACUCUUUCUGAUCCUUUCAGUCCAUGACUUCAAACGUGUUAAGGAUGUUGGUGUUCGAGCACUUCCAGCAGACAGUUUGCUGACGAUUAGGAACGAAACAAAGUCCGAACUUGCGGAUGAAGACGUGGACCCUUUCUUUGCUACGGACAAUGUUACCGAAAUCAAAGAUGAACGAACUGGGGGCGCUCUCAUUACCAGUACCGGUACCCAUACCUGGUCAACCGCAACAGAAGGCACUAGGCGACGAAAGCUCCAAAUCAAUUGGUAUACACAAUACUGGAGUGCGUUACCGGAUGACGUGAAGGAAUCGGCAAAGUUGCUAGGCUAUGACAAGCAGAAAUGGGACAACUCCGAGUCCGUGUACACGGACCAUUUGCAUUGGCAUGAGCUGACACCCGAACAACAGGAUGCAGCUGCACUGGUGUUCGGUUAUACAGAGGACACCUGGAACGCCUUCGUCGACCGCUUCCUUGCAAACUUGCCGACGACGACGCCAAGUGUUAUUCCAGCGGCUUCACCUGUCGCACCUCCCGUGCAAGCUCCUGUCACACCAGUUACACCAGCCCCUGUGACAGCGCAGCCUGUCACUGCAGCUCCAGUGACUGAGCCACCAAACACGGCACCUCCUGUUACCGCAGCUCCUGUCACACCUCCCGUGGCCACCCCCGUCGCGUCACCACCUGUGGCUUCUCCGGUAGCUUCUCCCGUUUCCGCCCCUGUGUCCGCUCCAGUUUCUCCAAUGGCUUCUCCAGUUUCCGCUCCGGUUUCCGGCUCUGUCGCCUCUCCAGUUUCUCCUGUGGCGUCUCCUACUUCUUCAACUGUGGAUGGAUCAGCUAAAGGCGAGAACGGGGACAAGGGGAUUGAGGCUGGGGAACAGGGAGAAGGAGGCGAUGGGAAAGAUGAUGGCAGCGAAGGCGAAAAGGACCCAGAUGGCACUGACAAGGAGAUUUCUGCAUUCGCGAAUGCCUACAAUGUCGCGAUCGAUGGAGAGAACCCACCCGAGCCCAGAGACGAGACUUUUCAAGCUCUGUACAUCUGCGCUUCCAUCUGCUUUCUGCUUGUUGGAGUAUUUGAUGGCCUCUAUCAGCAGCUCGGUUUCCACGCCGUGAUGGUUCUGGCAGGACUUUUCGGUGUCAUUUCAGGAGCUUUGACGAAGUCUGAUGAGCUGGCCUUCAAUGUCUGCAACAGCGUGUCAACUCAUUUAUUCCUGCUUCAAACAGUGCUGUUGAUCUACAGCAGACUCCUGCUCACCUACGACAGUGGAGUACGCCGAGUUCUAUCGGUUGCAGACGGGAUGUUCUUGAGUGGUGCUCUAAUGAACGUAGUUGUAAGCUAUCUUCGCUACGGAGGCACAACUGUGGCAAUGGCAGCUACAUCGGUAGUUGUGGGUGUUCUGUGGAGCGUGGCUGCGAUCACCUACCUUGCCAUUACGAUGAUGUUUCGGCUGCGUCAAAACAAGGCAACGACUGGAAGCAAGACGAAUACCAGCGGAGACACAUCAAUACAGGAAUCUUGUAACAUACAACCAGCAGAUAUUGACGGAGACUGCGAAAUCUCCUUGGGGGAGCCGCAAGGGCAAUUCGAUCGCGACCACUGUUAA